This is a messenger RNA of Botrytis cinerea B05.10, 837 nucleotides long. RefSeq lists its product as hypothetical. The transcript is spliced from 2 exons. Bases 175 to 327 code for a protein of 50 amino acids. The record is from RefSeq and is a predicted model, not a curated record. Lineage: Eukaryota; Fungi; Ascomycota; Leotiomycetes; Helotiales; Sclerotiniaceae.
GGCCGAGUGGUUAAGGCGUUGUGUUUAGGUACUUCGAAAGAAGAUCAAAACCGUCCGCAAUUCGAAAGAGCGUGGGUUCGAAUCCCACGGUCCUCACUACUUUUUUGCACUUUUUUCGCAGCCGAAAACACGGAGGUUGUUGGUGCAGUAGAAUAAAUAAGCGAGCUCAAAGAAAUGGUUGACACGUGCUCUUCGGGGAAGAAAAAAGCGACCAGAAUCAAGUACCUUGCACAGCACCAAAAAGAUUCAUUUCUCGUCUUUUUUCAAAGCAGGAACGUCCACAUCAACAUUCUCAUCACCAUCGUUCUUCUUCUUUUGAUUCCUUGACCUAGGGUUUCCAACGAGGUCAAAAGCCUUUUUAUUUUUGCGGACUGUAGCCUUUUGAUAGUAGUCCAGUUUUCCGAGACGAAAACUCCAAGCGUCGUUCUCCCAAGCAGCACCAACUGUAUUCCUGCUGGUGGCACCACGGUCGAGUUUUACAAACCCAUUAAUUGCUCUAGCGAGGGCUUUUCGCAUUUUUGCCUCCCAGUUAUAGGGGAAAAUUGCAUCAGGAGCAUUGGGUACAAAAUACGACCAUGAACGUGUAACCUGAUUGAUAAUCUGAUUUGGCGUCGCAGCAGCUCCAAAAUGGCCAUGCCAACCAAGUCAACCCGAGUAUAACCAGGAUCUUGCCCAUUAUCAAUUGCUCUACCGGAUCUAUCAAUCGCAAGACCUUCGGUUGUUACAAAAAUAUUAUCAGGAAGUGCAACAGCCUUUUGGAAUCCUACAGCAUUGUCAUGCUUAUAUGCAACACAUUUAUACCACUCAAUAUCGCAUGUGCAUACUUCGGCAGCGGCA